Elephantulus edwardii (Cape elephant shrew) is the source of this 2099-nucleotide messenger RNA. RefSeq names its product keratin 5 (gene KRT5). The transcript has 9 exons. The record is from RefSeq and is a predicted model, not a curated record. The coding region runs from base 309 to 2099 and encodes 596 amino acids. Gene Ontology annotation, biological process: keratinization; intermediate filament organization. Lineage: Eukaryota; Metazoa; Chordata; Mammalia; Macroscelidea; Macroscelididae. Gene Ontology annotation, cellular component: keratin filament. Gene Ontology annotation, molecular function: structural constituent of skin epidermis.
CUGCCAAUAGACCAGUGCUGCGAGGCAAGGUUAUUCCUAAAUGAGCAGAGCCUGCCAGGAAGAAAGCGUUUGCACCCCACACCACUGUGCAGGUGUGGUGAGCUCACAGCUGCCCCCCAGGCAUGCCCAGCCCACUUAAUCAUUCACAUCUCAACAGCUUCUGGCCCAUCCCAGUUCUAGAGGGGAUAAAAGGGGCUGGCAAUUCCAGGUAACAGAGCCACUGCUGCCUGCUCCUGAGCUCUGUUCUUGCCAGUCCUUCCCAGCCCCUCCAGUGUCCAGUUCUCUUGCUCCACCAGGAACAAGUCAGCAUGUCUCGCCAAUCAAGCGUGUCCUUUAGAAGCGGGGGCAGCCGCAGCUUCAGUGCUGCAUCGGCCAUUACUCCUUCUGUCUCUCGGACCAGCUUCACCUCCGUGUCCCGGUCGGCUGGUGGUGGUGGUGGUGGCUUUGGCAGGAUCAGCCUUGGCGGGGCUGGUGGAGCCGGAGGUUAUGGCAGCCGGAGCCUCUACAAUGUGGGGGGCUCCAAGAGGAUCUCCAUCAGCACGAGUGGCGGCAGCUUCAGGAACCGAUUUGGUGCAGGUGCUGGAGGUGGCUAUGGCUUCGGAGGCGGAGCCGGGAGCGGAUUUGGUUUGGGUGGUGGAGCUGGUGGUGGCUUCGGGCUUGGUGGUGGAGCUGGCUUUGGUGGCGGAGCUGGCUUUGGAGGGGGCUUUGGUGGCCCUGGCUUCCCUGUCUGCCCUCCUGGGGGCAUCCAAGAGGUCACCGUCAACCAGAGCCUCCUAACUCCCCUCAAUCUACAAAUCGACCCCACCAUCCAGCGGGUGAAGACUGAGGAGAGGGAACAGAUCAAGACCCUUAACAACAAGUUUGCCUCCUUCAUUGACAAGGUGCGGUUCCUGGAGCAGCAGAACAAGGUCCUGGAUACCAAAUGGACCCUGCUCCAGGAGCAGGGCAACAAGACGGUGAGGCAGAACCUCGAGCCCUUGUUCGAGCAGUACAUUAACAACCUCAGGAGGCAGCUGGACGGUAUCGUUGGGGAGAGAGGCCGCCUGGACUCAGAGCUGAGGAACAUGCAGGACCUGGUGGAGGACUUCAAGAACAAGUAUGAAGAUGAGAUCAACAAGCGUACUACUGCUGAGAAUGAGUUUGUGAUGCUGAAGAAGGAUGUAGAUGCUGCCUACAUGAGUAAGGUGGAGCUGGAAGCCAAGGUUGAUGCACUGAUGGAUGAGAUCGGCUUCUUAAAGGUCUUCUUUGAGGCGGAGCUGGCCCAGAUGCAAACUCAUGUCUCAGACACCUCUGUGGUGCUGUCCAUGGACAACAACCGCAACCUGGACCUGGACAGCAUCAUCUCCGAGGUCAAGGCUCAGUAUGAAGACAUUGCCAACCGCAGCCGGACGGAAGCUGAAUCCUGGUACCAGACCAAGUAUGAGGAGCUGCAACUGACAGCUGGCCGCCAUGGGGACGACCUCCGGAACACCAAGCAUGAAAUCUCUGAGAUGAACAGGAUGAUCCAGAGGCUCAGAUCUGAGAUCGACAAUGUCAAGAAGCAGUGCGCCAACCUGCAGAGCGCCAUCGCUGAUGCUGAGCAGCGCGGUGAGCUGGCCCUCAAGGAUGCCAGGAACAAGCUGGCCGAGCUGGAGGACGCCCUGCAGAAGGCCAAGCAGGACAUGGCCCGGCUGCUGCGCGAGUACCAGGAGCUGAUGAACGUCAAGCUGUCCCUGGACGUGGAGAUCGCCACCUACAGGAAGCUGCUGGAGGGCGAGGAGUGCAGACUGAGUGGAGAAGGAGUUGGACCCGUUAAUAUCUCUGUCGUCACCAACAGCGUCUCCUCCUCCUAUGGUGGUGGCAGUGGCUACGGUGGUGGCUAUGGUGGUGGCAUCGGUGGUGGCCUUGGCAGCGGUCUUGGCGGAGGUGGCAGCGGAAGCUACUACUCCAGCAGCAGCGGAGGCGGAGGCCUAGGCGGUGGGCUCAGCGUGGGGGGCUCUGGGUUCAGUGGAGGCAGUGGCCGAAACAUGGGGUUAAGCUUUGGUACUGGAGGAGGCAGUAGCUCCAGUGUCAAAUUUGUCUCCACCACCUCUUCUUCCCGGAAGAGCUUCAAGAGCUAA